CCGGAGGCUGAGCGGCGGCGGCGGCGGCAGUGAGAGCUGCACCAGAGCGGCUGAGAGCAGACAGACAGACACACAGAGAGAGACACACAGAGAGAGAGACAGACAGGAGUCUCCGGCUUCACGCACACCGGGAUUUAUUCACGCAGAGAUUCCGGAGCAUCAGUCGGAUCCCGCACCGUGUGAACCGGCACCGUCAGCAGGGAGCCGACCUCCAACAGUGGAUCUGACUGGAUGAACCCGUCUGUUCGCCCGUCCGUCCGUCCCUGCAGCAGCCAGAGGAAGGAUCUGAUGAGAGGUCUGCAGAGAGAGGAGAGAAGAGACGACCUGCUAUGGCCAGCGCAGCUGACGGUGUAGGCAGUCUGGGAGCUGAGCAGAACCACCUGAGCCUCCCUGUCACUGAUCAUGGAGCCUGGGCCACGGCCAUGAACAACCUGGGCAUCAUGCCAGUGGGCAUCAGUGGGCAGCAGCUGGUUUCAGACUCUCUGUGCAUCCAGAGGUUCGACCCCGGGCUGGGCCUCAUCGCACCCAUAAACCCCAUGAUGGCGGGCAUCAGCCUGGUCCCUCCACCACCCGUCCCCCCCGACAUGCCGGUCAUCAAGGAGAUUAUCCACUGCAAGAGCUGCACCCUGUUCCCCCAGAACCCCAAUCUGCCCCCGCCUUCGACGCGGGAGCGCCCACCCGGCUGUAAGACGGUGUUUGUUGGAGGUUUGCCGGAGAACGCCACCGAGGAAAUCAUCAGGGAAGUGUUUGACCAGUGCGGGGAGAUCAUCGCCAUCCGCAAGAGCAAGAAGAACUUCUGCCACAUCCGCUUCAGCGAGGAGUUCAUGGUGGACAAGGCUAUUUACCUGUCAGGAUAUCGGAUGCGUAUCGGAUCCAGCACUGAUAAAAAGGACUCGGGGAGGAUCCACGUGGACUUCGCCCAGGCCAGAGACGACCUGUACGAAUGGGAGUGUAAACAGCGUUUACUGGCCAGAGAGGAAAGACACCGCCGCAAGGUCCACGAAGACCGCCUGCGGCCACCGUCUCCUCCGCCCAUCGUGCACUACUCUGAACACGAGGCGGCGCUGUUAGCGGAGAGACUGAAAGAUGACCACAAUUUCAGCGAGGCCACGGCGGUGCUGUUCACCUGGAUCGACCGCGGCGAGGUCAACCGCCGCACCGCCAAUCACUUCUACUCCAUGAUCCAGUCAGCCAACAGCCACGUUCGGCGGCUGAUGGGUGAGAAAGCUCAGCACGACGAGGAGCUGGAGCGCGCCAAGGAACUGUUCAAGAACGCCCUGAUGGCCAUUUUGACGCAGUUCGAGCAGAUCACCACCGUUUUCACCGCCGCCACCAGGCAAAAGGCAUGGGACCAUUUCUCAAAAGCACAGCGCAAGAACAUAGACAUUUGGCGCAAGCAGUGUGAGGAGCUGAGGAACGCCCACAGCGAGGAGAUCAUGGGCAUCCGGCGGGAGGAGGAGAUGGAGAUGUCUGACGACGACUCGGAUGAGAGUCCCUGUAAGAGGAUGCGGAGCUCAGAGAACGGAGCGUACGAUCAGACCCAGGCGUCUCUGAAGGAGGAGAACGACUCCCUGCGCUGGCAGCUGGACGCCUACAGGAACGAGGUGGAGCUGCUGAGGAAAGAGCAGCUGAAGUCCAACCGAGCGGAGGACGAGCACACACACACACACACACACAGUCCGGAGGCUCAGAUCCAGCUGCUGCAGCAGAGCAUGCACACCAUGCAGCAGCAACUGCUGAGCCUGCAGGAGAAGCUGACGAGUAAGGAGGCCGAGCUGGAGCAGGCGAAGGAGGAGCACCGCUACCUGGAGGGGGAGGUGCUCAGCCUCAGAGAAAAGCUGCUGAGCAGUAAUGUGGAGGCUGUGGAGGGAACCAAUGGAGAGCUACAUGAAAAGGGGAUGAACGGGUGUGUACCUUCACUGUACCACAGCAGAGAGAGGAGGGGUGAGGUCAUCAUGAGAGGAGGGGUUGCAUCAGAGAAAGAGGCUGUGCUGCUGGGAAUCAUAUCGACCUUCCUCCACGUCCAUCCGUUCGGAGCCAACCUCGAGUAUCUGUGGUCGUACAUUCAGAGACUGGACUCAAAGGUGUCUGCGGGGGAGCUGGAGCGCCUCAUGGUCCGUCUACCCUCCAUGUUCAGGCAGGAGCUGAGUGGCGUCGGCGCCACUCUGGAGAAACGUUGGAAGUUCUGUGGAUUCGACAGCGUCGGGUCGGCGUGACGCAGAGCGCACACACACACUGAGAGGACACAGUGGACGCAGGACGCUGCGGACAUUUAACCUGUGUGUGUGUGUGUGUGUGUGUGUGUGCAGACAGGGAUGUUGACACUGGAAUCUGUGGAGGAUACAGAUCUUCAGACCUCAGAGACACAGUCCACAUCCCGGUGGACCCACAGUCUUCACUCUCCAAACUCGAGUCUCUACUUGGAACUGGAUCGUGGUCCUGUGGUGUCUUUGGAGCUUGAAACACAAGAGAAGCAACCUGCAACAGGAAGAUAGUCGGGCUGUCCCCCGAUUAGAGAUUGACUAGUCGUUUAUGAUAUUGAUUUAAUUCUUUAAAUAUCUUUAUUUUAACAGAAGUAAUUAGUCUGAUGUGUCAGUCCUGGUUGGAGCCGUUGUAAAUCAACUGACCUCCGUCGGUGUUCGGCUAUGUUUGGUCCCGGCCGUGAUUCCUGGGAGGCCGCUGAGACCGGCUCCGUUGCCCGCUCACCUGACUCUGACUCUGGUGCUCAUUCCAGCUUCUGCGCUAGUGGUGUAAACAAACCGUCCCCGGUACUACUUUGACCUCCCAGAGUCCAAGUACAGUCAGCUAACAGGACUGCUGACUAAUAGCUACUUCGUGUGUUACAAGAGAAAAGGUUCAUGUUGCAACAAUCCUUUUGACACGGAGUUUAACGUUGUUUUUCUGCAACUAUCUGACUGAUGAAGGGAGGGACAGCCCUGGAAGAGAGAGCAAGUUAUACCAAAGUUGAUCCUUUACACGUUUGGUUAUAAAGAAAAACUUCAUGCCAGACCUUCAUUUCAUUUAUCAACAAAAUGGGACCACUGAUUUCUCACUUUGUCCAGAAACUGGGUGAACUUACAUCGUUGUGACGCUCCAGGGUUUAUAUGGAAAUGUAGCUCAAAGAAACUCCCACUGGUAAAAUAUCACAAACUACAGGAGUUUACACACCAACUCUGAUCGUUUGUACGUCUGUCAUUACGCACAGAAACCAGGAGAUUGUUUACGGUAGAUUUUGUAAAAAUCUUCGACUCAUUUUGUGAUUUUUUUUAGACUUUUCUUUGUUGUUAUGAAAUUGUGAGAGAAAGUGAAAAUUGUGAAACAAAUUGUAGAUAAUUCAUUAAAAAUCAGAGACAACUGGAAUACGAUAUCUAGUAGUUUGGUGACGUAUGCUGUGAUUGGUGAAAGUUUCAGCGAUUGGAUAAAGUUUUAAUGUCACAUAGAAGUCACAGAGAUUGGUGUGGUUGUACGGUCGAUGACAGUUUCAGAGUUGGUGUGUGAACAUGUGACCUUAUUUAUUUCUUAACACCAGACUGAAAAUAACUCCAGUGUGAAAACUUCCUGCAGAGAUCACGGACAUAAAGUGGAGCGGUGAAAUGUGUAAAAAGGACAAUAUGAAUGAGGAUGAUGGAAAUAUGAGAGAGGAUGGUGGUGUUUUAUGGAGGAUGAUACGAGGAAGAGGAGUCAGCUCAAUCAUUCCACCUAAUUUAUUCCAUUAGUGUGUGUGAGGACGCUGUGCAGCGAGGGCAGCAGACUGAAACAUUACUGUGUAUAAAUGUGAUGAAAAAGAAGAAUUUAGUUUCCUUCUGAAUGAGUGAGGAUGAAGAAGAGAGGAGCGAUGAAGACUCUGACGAGGAGGAGACGCCACAGAUUUGUUGCUUUCUCAUUCUUCUUUUGUUUCCAAAGACCACCGUGCUGUACGUCCGAUUACAGAUGAUCAUUCAGUGGUUUUUUUAUUGCACUUCCAUAAAGUUACCAGACUGUUUUGUUUUUCUUAUUUAAAUAAAGUUGUUGUCAGCAGAGAUACUUUAA
This is a messenger RNA of Dicentrarchus labrax (European seabass), 4029 nucleotides long. It is a transcript of the gene enox1, whose product is annotated as ecto-NOX disulfide-thiol exchanger 1. The transcript has 16 exons. NCBI's taxonomy places the organism in Eukaryota, Metazoa, Chordata, Actinopteri, Moronidae. Bases 330 to 2216 code for a protein of 628 amino acids. Gene Ontology annotation, cellular component: external side of plasma membrane; plasma membrane. Gene Ontology annotation, molecular function: protein-disulfide reductase activity; RNA binding. The record is from RefSeq and is a predicted model, not a curated record. Gene Ontology annotation, biological process: ultradian rhythm.